Messenger RNA from Symbiodinium pilosum, 186 nucleotides. The record is from the annotation of a GenBank genome assembly. Lineage: Eukaryota; Dinophyceae; Suessiales; Symbiodiniaceae.
GACAGGAAGCGUGCACAACCAGAUGGCGGCCGCGACGACCUCGCACAAGGAGAUGACGGCCAAACUCACCACACGCAGGUGGAUGAUGCCCAGAAUGACACUCUGCAGACUGGCCAAUUGCAACCCGAUGGCGUGCACAAUGACCCGGCGAGUGAAACCGUACCAGAGCAGCGCGCUUCUCGGUAG